This is a messenger RNA of Mya arenaria, 1198 nucleotides long. RefSeq names its product collagen alpha-1(III) chain-like. NCBI's taxonomy places the organism in Eukaryota, Metazoa, Mollusca, Bivalvia, Myida, Myidae. The transcript is spliced from 5 exons. The record is from RefSeq and is a predicted model, not a curated record. Bases 102 to 959 code for a protein of 285 amino acids.
CCUGCCAACCGGCCACCCUAUUACAUCGGGUCUGUCUCUCACGCGCAGUUGUUCCGUCGAAACAGCAACAUUAACACGUACGCGCGCACACAAACAUCGGAAUGCUGGCUCGGAUUUUAUUGUUAGCCGUCGGCAUUGCCGUCGUGGCUGCCGACAUCCGGUCAGAGAUUACAAAACUGGAGGAGCAGGUCGAGAGUGAGCGCUUGGAGCUCCAGGAAUGGAUCAGUCGGAUAGAGGAGAUCAAGCGAACCAUCGCCGAAGAGAAGGAGAUUAUUUCCCGCCAGAAACGCCACGGUGUUAUGUAUGGCAUCCCCAUGGUCAUGGGCGCAAGGGGUGAAUCGGGUCCUCCAGGACUCCCAGGAAGGGAUGGCGAGGCUGGUGCACCCGGGGUGCCGGGAGAACAGGGAGAAAAGGGCCACGCCGGGGCUCCUGGAGCGCCAGGUCCGUACGGACCCUGGGGCGAAGAGGGACCUGAAGGAGAGGCGGGGCCACCCGGACCACCAGGCGAGGAGGGACCCACAGGAUACCCAGGUGUUCCCGGCGAGCUGGGAGAUGAGGGAGAGGAUGGCGUUAACGGCACAGAUGGACAGGAGGGACCCCAAGGGCCGGUCGGCUACCAAGGGCCACAGGGAUUCCCCGGAUAUCCGGGAGAGAAGGGUGACAAGGGCAUAACCGGUCCUCCAGGAUUAACUGGAGACGCUGGGGAAGCCGGAAUACAAGGAUUUCGCGGGUUCCCUGGGAGGCGAGGGCUUAAAGGAGAAGACGGACCGGAAGGGCCACCGGGACCUGAAGGCGUUCCCGGUGCCAGAGGCCCACGUGGUGGACAAGGCGCCCCUGGCCCUUCGGGUCCCCAAGGCGCCCCUGGACGCGUCACAUAUUACCCUGUCCGUUAUGUAGCGGCAGCACCGAAAUAUUACAUGGCUGCCCCUUCUAAAUAUGCCUAUGCAAACAAAGGUUAAUUUUUGAAAUAAAUACUUUCCCCAUUCUGCUUACGUAACAUUUUAAAUACCGGUGAAUUCAUUAACUUCAAAUAGUAUUUAAAGACUUGUAUAAGUUUGAAAAUUGAAAUAAUCAUUGAAAGUCCAACCUCAGGGAAGUUGAAUUGUCUUGAUACAAUGCCAUGCAAAUAUUUUCAUAAUGCCAUUGAAAUUCAAUUGUCGAAGUAUGCAAUGCACUGAAAAUAAAAUUGAAAGCACAA